AAAGAACCAUAGUUCACCAAUUCUACUACACGAAGUUUCGACCUCUGAACUAUCAUAAAAUUGAACAUUGAAAAGUGCGACUUACAACAAAUGCGUUAUGGUUAUUUCGUUGAGUGCUGUGAUUAUUGCGAUCAUUAUAUGUCUUACCACAAUUCUACUGUAUUGGGUAUCGCUUAAGAAAAAACUUAAGAAUGUGUUAUUCAUUGGGAUAUGUGAUUCAGGGAAAACAACGCUUUUCUCUUCGAUUGUCUACGGGAGUCCAUCAACCACGUUUACAUCACUCAAUGAAAACGUCGCAAACUUACAAGUGAAUAAAAAGGCUCUUGUUCUUGUAGACGUUCCCGGCCAUGAAAAAGUAAGAAACGAGAUUAUUCAAAAAUACAAGGUGGAUACUUUAGCAUUGAUUUUCGUCAUAGACUCAAAAACCGUUCAAAGCGAUAUCAAGGACAUUGCCGAGUUAGUUUGUUUACCAUUAAAAAUCAUGAAUAUUUUCUUUGUAGAUUUCUAUACAAUGUGCUUGUUGACAAAGACUUUAUUAAGAACCGUGCAAAACUACUUAUAGCAUGCAAUAAACAAGAUACUGCAACUGCGAAGGGUAUCAGUGUAAUCACUAAUCUGUUAGAAAAAGAGUUGUAAGUUAUCCAGUAUGAACAUUUCCUCAUAUUCUGUAACUCACCUAAGCAUUGCGUCUCGGUUGUAUAAUGGCCAAUGUAAUAAGACACAGUGAUAUUAUUGUGCACUUCCGUGUGUAUGAAAUUGCACAUUAGAGUUCACAAGCAUACUAGGGUUACCGUUGCUUACUAGACGUUAUAGUGAACCAUUUUUAAUAAGUUGGCCGAAGUUCUUGUUCUCUGAGGUCUUAAAAUGUCAAAAGCAUCACCUGAGGAACAGUAAGACCAAAGCUAGUGGAUCUAAAUUUAGGGUGGGGGGGAAUUCCUACUGCUGAAUCCAGUAGCGUGCAAAAAACGAUAUGUUUCGAGCAAACCUAUUUCAUAUUCCUUUCAUCAAAGUGGUUUUAAUAUAAUAAAUUCGUUAAAAGAGUAUAACCAAUUCACUCAGUUUUGCUGUCACCCGUGGCUUUUUUAAAAAUUUUGUCAGCCUUUUAACUCCGAAUGUUCAUAAGUGGCCCUCUGGAAGAUAAUAACUUUCAUAGUGGUUCUAGUUUUCUUUCAGACGCAACUGUAGUAAGUAACUUUAGGUGCACGCAGUUGAGGAGUGAAGUCGUCCGCAAAUUUUUACCACCACCUUCGUCUCUUCUUAACUUCAUUUCUGUUUUGCAUUGUCAUCAGUUUUAUCCAUAUUUUUCUAUUUUCAAUGAAAGGCAAAGUAAGAUCUUGCAUGGAAACCUACUGGUUAAAUGUUAUACAAUAAAGACGUCAAAAUCAUAGGAAAGUGACUUCAAAGAACUACGAGAACGCAUCAAGUGGACUAGAAGUCAGAAAUAAAAUAAUUUCUCAGAUUUGGCAUACAGAGCUAAUGUACUUGCACCACCGUGAAUAAUUUUGAUCCAUAAGACCUUUAGCAACUUGCACCAUCUUUUGCUUUUUCCAAUAAAAGGGCAACUAUUCUGCACUGCGAUCAGCUAUGUUCUAUUGUACGGCCCAGAUAUGACCGUUGACACUAGAAAAUAUGAGGAUGUUACCUUUUUGAAAAUAGGUUUCUCCGUAACAAGAUUCGCUUGUAGUGUACACAAAGUGAACAAUAUUAAGGUUAAGCGCAGAAUACCAAGCAAAACAGGCAAGUUAUUUAACAAAGUUAUGAAUCUUAGCCAACUAAUAUGGCUUGUCGGUCGAUAGCUACUAUCCUACGUGGUGGCUGCUUUUUCCAGUGACGUAAGAAGUUAGUCUUUUGAACUACAUCAUAUCAGAAAGGCAUAACGGAUAGCGGUAAAACUAAAAGCACUUGCCAUCAGUGUAAGGAGCUUACAGUAUGGUGAAGAUCCGAUGACAAAGUCGCACUACUGGCUGUAGUGAGUAUGGAUUUUCUUGUCUGACCGCUUGUUGCUGCCUACUUACUCCCUGGCUUCACUCGAAGUGUCAGCUACUGCAGGUUCAGACCGGUAAAAAGCCUGUGGGGGUCAGACUAAAAUAUGGCAUCUGUCCAUGAACCCUCUAACUGUUGGUCUGAGAUAUGUGAGUCAGGUCAUUGGUGUCCUCUAGAUAUUGUGAAUCCAUAAUUAGAGACUUAAUUGAUAUGCUUCAAAAUUGGCCAGUGACUCAAACCUAUUCAAUACUUAUGUGGGGGUGUGAAUCAGUGUUUUAUGGAGAUGAUUAUCACCCAUUGGGUCGGGGGUUCGACCCCCCUCCGUCUACCGUUUGCGCAGUCAGUUAGUGCCACUAGCUCACACAAUAGGUGUGGCUCAUUGCCUACUGCAUGUAUGUACACAGGAUGGUUGGUUGCAUUUCGUUCAUUCAAUCUUUAUCAUCUUCGUAAUUUGUAACACUUUGGAAAUCAUUUUUGGUCUUCUGUACUCAUAUACUUUUGCCUGCUUUAAUGUCAUACCUUUUUCAUCCAUUUCCUAUUAAUAUGCUAUAGUGUGGGAUUCUCAGCGUAAACUAUUGUGCCCUCGUAUCUGUCUCUUUAUGAUCAAUGGUUGGUUUCUGGAAUUUCGAAGAUACUAACAAUUAGUGGCCAUAAUACAAGGGCCGACUAUUUUUAAUCUUCCUAACCUUACACAACUGCAGCUACGGGAUGUGUAGGAGACGUUGUCCAAGUGUAGUUUCUCAUUUAGUCGUAACAAGAAGUGUACAUACAGGCGUGCCAAUAGCAUUAAGUUCUAAUGAAGAAUGUCCACUUGCCAUUGAAUUGUCCAAUCAGAUGGCUGUGUGAGGGCACAGGAAUACUAUAAUGCUGGUGUCACCACCACAUUCGUAGUGUAGGCUGCGUACCGUGAAUCAGCACAUUAGUAACGUACAAACCAGGCAUAGAGUUCAAGGUGCAUGAAGUGAGAUAAUUUGAUAAACUUUUUAAUUUCCAUCGACGCAAAGGGCUGGGACAUGAACAUUUAUCCUGUCGCAUAGUGUUAGCUGUAGUGUGUAGAUUGGAAGAAGGUUAGAGGUGGCCGAACUAAAAUAUGGCAUAAGUACAUGAGGUCUUUAACUAUUAGUUGUAGCUGUUCAAAGAAGUGUAGGCUUCUCGGCCAGGGUUCAUAUAACAAACGAAAUUGGUGAUUAGAGACUACGUUAUAUGGCUCAAAAUUUUUAGCGGAAGCAUGCACACAUUAUCUUCAUCCGGUUGCAGUUUAGUUUUUUCAUCUCCCUUUUAAGCUUUCUUCUUUAUAAGGUACAAAGUGACUUUUUAUUUGGAUGGUGUGAAGCUAAACCGUUACAAAGUAAUGAUUGAAGACUGUAAUGCAGGUCAUCAUGAUACGGGAUAAAAUAUGUAUUUACAACAGAAGAUUAAGUUGAAUUGCUGAGACAUCACUUUCAACCUAUUCUUUCCUUGUUAAUUCAUAACUUUAAAUUGUUUUUAUUGUCGCUCACCAUAAUGUUUUCUCCCACUUUAUUUCAAAUUGCAGUAAAUGUCACUUUCACGUAGUUCACAACUGAUAGUUCGUGAGUAAUAAAUUUUGAUGGGUCCUGUAUAGUCAGCCCACUUCCUUUCAUAUCAACUAACCCAAUGAAUACUAGUUAGUGCUAAUCAGCUACAUUGAUUUUGUGAAAACGUGAUAGCUUGCAUGUGUGUCAUUCUCUAAACAAGCAGUUUCCAAGAGGCUAAGAAACACCAUAAACCUUCAUUGAGAUUUCGGAAAAAUGUAUCCAUGAUUAAUAUUACUUUACUAUUGCAGGUAAUCUAAUUCUCGUAGCUCAUUAUAUCAGUUUAUUGAGUUUUAAUCUUUUCCAAAUUUUAGGAAUACCCUUACUUUCACACGUACCGGUGCGCUUGCUGGUCUUGAUCAUUCCACUACAAGAACGCUAACUAAACCUGGAGUGACUUUUACUUUCUCUAGAAGUCGUUUUCCAGUUGAAUUCGUCGAAAUCUCUGCCACAAAUAAUAUCUCUGUGAUUCAUAAGUGGCUUAUGCAACUAUGAGUUUUUUUGUAAAAACGAAGAUUAUGUUCAUAACAUAAAUGUAUUCGGAUAGACAA
Messenger RNA from Heterobilharzia americana, 4087 nucleotides. NCBI's taxonomy places the organism in Eukaryota, Metazoa, Platyhelminthes, Trematoda, Strigeidida, Schistosomatidae. The record is from the annotation of a GenBank genome assembly.